CCAAAAUCUCAGUCCCUUCUCAGCUACCUCGCCACUGUCCCUCUCAUAAACCCUACUAACCUCCACCUCAGCCCCUAUGUCUCUCAUCUCCCGCCUCCGCCAAUCCUUCCUCCUCCUCCACACGCGCCGCCUCUCCACCACCACCGAACCCUCCUCCAGAGACAAAAUCCGCUCCCUCAUCGCCCUCCUCAAAACCGAAAAAGACCCCCACAAAAUCGUCUCCCUCUGCCAAUCCGCCUCCCUCACCCCCGACUCCAACCUCCACCGCAUCGCCCUCACACGCGCCGUCACCUCCCUCCGCGACUCCCCCCACCCAAACCUCAUCCCCCAAUUCCUCGACCACCUCCUCCUCUCCCGCCCCGACCUCCAAACGCACCGUAUCGCCUCCCACGUCAUCCUCCUCUACGGCCGGGCCCGCAUGCCCGACCACGCCGUCCGCACCUUCGAGCUUUGCCAUGAACUCGGUAUCCCCCAGGACGUGAAGCUCCUCAAUGCCCUGUUAUUAUCUUGCGUUUUCGCCGAGGAUUACAAAGAGGUCACUCGGAUUUACCGCGAUUUUCCGAAGGUUUAUGGGAUUCAGCCAAAUCUGGACACUUACAAUUGCGUACUCAAAUCCCUUUCGGAGUCUGGCUCCACCGGCUCAGCCUACUCUGUUUUGGCGGAGAUGGAGAGGAGGAGGAUCAAGCCGGAUGGGAACACGUUCGGGCACUUGCUUUCGGGGUUUUACAGCGAGGAGAGGUUUGAGGAUGUGGGAAAUGUGAUCAAUUUGAUGGAGAAGUAUGGGUUCCAACCGGGGCUUGAUACCUACAACGUUAGGGUUCGGAGUCUCUGUAAGUUGAAGAAGUCGAUGGAGGCAGAGGCAUUGUUGGAUGGGAUGUUGGGGAGGGGUAUCAAGCCGAAUGCGGUCACGUUUUGCCAUUUGAUUCUCGGGUUUUGCAAGGAGGGGAAUUUGGAGAAAGGGAAGAAGAUGUUUGAGAAGAUGGUGGAGAGGGGGUUUAAGCCGGAUUGCAACUGCUAUUAUACUCUAGUGUACUACUCGUGCACAGGAGGGGAUUUCGAGAGUGCGUUGAGGUUUGCAAAGGAGAGCAUUGAGAAGAAUUGGGUGCCGAAUUUUGCUACGAUGAGGUUGCUUGUGGAUGGACUUGUGAGCAUUGGGAAGGUGGCUGAGGCUCGCCAGCUUAUCGGCCAGAUGAAGGAGAAGUUCACUGUGAAUCAACAUAGGUGGAGUGAAGUUGAAGAAGGCUUGCCACAGUGAAUGUCAGUGUGGAAGGUUUAGUGGUUUCUUUAGAAUUGAUAUUCUGUGAAUUCAUAUGGAAAUAACCUAACAAGCUUCUGUGUCUAUGUUAGUAUGUUUCAUGGUGCUUGAAAUUUAGUUGAUGAUAUAGUUUAUCAAGAUUCUGUAGAAAUAGACUUGGAUUUCUCUGAGAUACAAUUGGUUCUGUAUAACUUUUAGCAGGAAAAACUACUUUCAAAUAGGCUUUACAUUUUAGCAAAGAGGCCUAGGCAGAAAUCUGGAUACUGCACUUUUGAUCUAAUCAUGUCUCAGAGCUGGUUUGUUGUUCUGCCAGCCACAUUGAUCUUUA
Messenger RNA from Rosa rugosa (rugosa rose), 1583 nucleotides. Its product is annotated as small ribosomal subunit protein mS86 (rPPR1)-like. The coding region runs from base 77 to 1255 and encodes 392 amino acids. The transcript has a single exon. Lineage: Eukaryota; Viridiplantae; Streptophyta; Magnoliopsida; Rosales; Rosaceae. The record is from RefSeq and is a predicted model, not a curated record. Gene Ontology annotation, molecular function: protein binding.